AUGGUCAUUGACUCCCACGGAGAAAGAUUCAGACUGUCGGAGAAAGUCAUAUCCGACAGCAGCCCGCCACCCCCCUUACAGGUCGAGCUGCUAGAUACUUCUUCACUGCCGCCGAUUUCUUACACCUUGGGCGAUAUUCGUUUACCAGCCUUCCAAACAGCAAUCGUAACACCAAAGCUGAGCCCCCAGCUCAAACAAGAGGUUCAACUAAUUCCUGUCCAGCAUCCGGGUCUUGGUGAGGUCGGUGUGAAGAUUGCCUGCACUGGCAUUUGUGGUAGCGAUGUUGUCUUCUCUCUUGGACCGGAAGAUGGCCUCCGGGGACCUAACCACAUUGCUGGCCAUGAAGGCAUUGGGCACAUCGUUAUGAGCCACGAUCGAUCCCUCCUUGGGAAGCCUGUUGCCGCGAGAUACCUGGCUUCCUACUGCCGAAGUUGCCAUUACUGUACUCGCAACGUGCCCGAAUCCUGUCCAAAGCAAACGACAUUUCCUCGACACCACAACGGCACGUUCCAGCAGUAUAUGACCGCGCCAUACACUUCCCUCAUGCCCCUGCCAGAGUUCAUAUUUGAUAACACGGCGGGCCCGAGUCUCGGUGUCUACACCACGGCCCUAUGUUCCGAGGCCGCGGCACUUAGAGCGUUGAAAGCUGCGAACCCUGCCCCCGGCGACGUGGUCAUCGUUAGCGGGGUGUGCGGAGGAAUCGGCCAUCUGGCCGGCAUGAUGGCUCGCAACGUCUUUGGAGCCAAGGUCAUUGGUGUCGAUUUACCAUGGAAGGUGAAGGCCUUAGGCUCAAGGGCUGCUGAUGUCUUUGACGAAUUUAUUCCUGCACCUACAGAUACCAAAACAGCCGACCGGGCCGAGUUUAUGGAAAGAAUUUCCGAUGCCUGUGGUAGGUUACGCACCGUUGGAGAGGCUCGCCGCGGCGCAGACUCUCUUCUUGUAACAUCUGGCGAAGAAUCUGCUUUUGAAGGGCUGAUUGAUUACGUUUGCGACGGCGGCUCAGUGAUCUGCGUAGGUGUCACGAAAUCCAGAGGCAACUUGACAAUUCCCUUGGCUUCGAUGGUUGAGCGCUCUAUCAAGUUUCAAGGUCUGUUAAUGGGUGGAUGGGAUGAGAGUUUUGAGGUCAUGGAGUUCAUCAGAGACGGCAAAGUGAAGCCUAUGAUUACAGAAGUCCGUCUUGAGGAAGUUCCGUCGCGAAUGAAAGCCUUUGGGAGUCAUUCAAACGCCGGGAAAUUGGUAGUCAGGAUUGAUUAGGACAGUAGCGCCAUCGAGUCUCAUUCAAAUGAAGAUGACAAUUACUGGAUAGCUUAGGGAUUGAAUCAGGGAACGUACAGCAACAUAUGACUAGAU
Messenger RNA from Colletotrichum phormii, 1350 nucleotides. Its product is annotated as chaperonin 10-like protein. Gene Ontology annotation, molecular function: alcohol dehydrogenase (NAD+) activity. The coding region runs from base 1 to 1254 and encodes 417 amino acids. The record is from RefSeq and is a predicted model, not a curated record. Gene Ontology annotation, cellular component: cytoplasm. The transcript is spliced from 3 exons. Lineage: Eukaryota; Fungi; Ascomycota; Sordariomycetes; Glomerellales; Glomerellaceae.